UGUAUGUGUAUGUGUGUGUGUGUGAGCUUAGAGCAAAGGGGUACGUUGGCGAUGGUAAUACAUAUUCGUGUGCAUUUGGAAAAACAUGGAACGAGUCGAUUAGCGUAAUAUCACGCACGCUGUAACGCACAUAUAACCGAAUAAUAUACUCUUCCAAAAAAAGUAACGAUGAUAUUUGGCCAAAAUCUCAACAAAUAAAGCGAAAAAAAGCAUUAGAUCCUUGUACAUGGAAAAAUGCUGAUUAAAUAAUAUUCAAGAAAAUUGAUUAUUUUAACCAAAGUAAAAAGUAUUCGACAAAUACUAUGGGGGCAUUUUUGGAUACUCCUAAAACAGAUAAAUAUAAUGAACAUGGGGCUGGUAAUGGAUUACGAUACGGCGUCUCCAGUAUGCAGGGUUGGCGAUUGGAAAUGGAAGAUGCUCAUAGAGCAAUAACCGGCUUGGAAGGUGGCCUUUCUGAUUGGAGUUAUUUUGCUGUGUUUGACGGGCAUGCAGGGGCAUUGGUAUCAGAGCACAGUGCAGAGCAUUUGUUAGAGUGCAUUAUGAAGACUGAAGAAUUCAAAGCAGAGGAUGUCAUUAAGGCAAUACAUUCUGGUUUUCUUCAGCUUGAUGUUGAAAUGAGAGACUUACCAGAGAUGAGCGAUGGAAAAGAUAAAUCUGGUUCGACAGCUGUCUGUGCAUUUAUAUCUCCCAGAAAUAUAUAUAUUGCUAAUUGUGGAGACUCCAGAGCAGUACUUUGCAGUGCUGGAUGCCCGGUAUUCUCUACUAGAGAUCAUAAACCGUUUUUAGCUGCAGAGAAAGAAAGAAUACAGAAUGCAGGUGGCAGUGUCAUGAUACAAAGAGUAAAUGGUGCAUUGGCAGUAUCAAGAGCAUUGGGAGACUACGAAUAUAAAAAUUUAAAAGAUAGGGGCCCCUGCGAACAGUUAGUGUCACCAGAACCAGAAAUAUUCGUAAGAGACAGAGAUGAUGAACACGAUGAAUUUCUAGUUUUAGCAUGUGAUGGUAUUUGGGAUGUUAUGAAUAAUGAAGACUUAUGUGGUUUUAUACGAUCAAGGCUAUUGCUUACGGAUGAUUUAGAAGCAGUGACAAAUCAAGUCAUAGACACAUGUCUUUACAAGGGUAGCAGAGACAAUAUGAGUAUUGUCUUGGUAACGUUCCCCGCGGCGCCAAAACCAAAUUCCGAAGCACAGGAAAAGGAAGCUGAACUGGAAAUAGCCAUUGAAAGGAGUAUUAAAGAAAUAGUAGCGGAACAAGAAGAAGAGGAGAAGUUCGAUUUCAUCAAACUAAUACAACUUCUUGUGGACCAACAGUUCCCCAAUCUACCUCCCGGAGGAGGACUUCAAUCUAAGCAACCUUUGAUUGAACAAGUGUUUCGAGAAGCAUGUCCUAAAAAAGCGAAUACUGUAAGUCUUAUAUACGAAAACCUUUGACAUGACUAACUUGUGAACAUUUUUUUAUACUGCAUCAAAUGUACAAUUAUAAUUAAUAGACUUAUCCCGUUUUCAUUCAUAUGAUGAUGCAGAUUUUAAACCAGAAAAACAUUUGUUUUACUGAUACUGAUAACUCGUGGGUAUGCAUUUUUUUCCUCUUUCUCUUAUUUUUUUUCUCUUUUAUAAUUUUUUUUCUUUUUGUAUUAGAAGAGCAAGAAAUAAUUGAUAUAUAAUAAACACAAAUUGAAACUGAACGAAAAAUAAUCUGCUUGUAAUUAGAGCGUAGAUUAAAAAUAUUUUUUAUAUGGUACUGCGAAUAAUCAUAAACUUAGCUAAUCUUUUUCUACUUUCUCUCUUUAAAACAUUGUUGAUCAGUUACGAAUUUACUCGUGUUUUCAUGGCCAAACAUUGCUGACAAGCCAUGAGUAAACGCGUGAUGCGCUUUUUCUUCGCAUCACGCUAUUUAAAAGGAAACGCAACAAAACUAAAUAUAUUUGUAAAAGCUUUUGUGUAGCAUUAUGCGUAGGUGAUUGUUACACUGUUUAUCAUACGAAAAAAUAUUAAAAGUUA
This is a messenger RNA of Polistes dominula (European paper wasp), 1997 nucleotides long. RefSeq names its product protein phosphatase 1B. NCBI's taxonomy places the organism in Eukaryota, Metazoa, Arthropoda, Insecta, Hymenoptera, Vespidae. The record is from RefSeq and is a predicted model, not a curated record. Gene Ontology annotation, biological process: protein dephosphorylation. Gene Ontology annotation, molecular function: protein serine/threonine phosphatase activity; magnesium ion binding; manganese ion binding.